AUGCGCAGGCGCACCAGCACCGGAGCGGGUGGGCGGAGCCAAGGGCCGGAAGUGCCCCUCAAUGCGGGCCUUCCCGGGAAACCCGCCUUCCGGAAGUUCCUGGAGGACCCGUGUAAAGGCGCAACCUCGGGUUGCUGGGCAACCAGAGCGAGCGCCGCUGACUGCCUCAGCGAUCUCUGGGGCAAGUCGAGUGUAGCUCCCACCUGUUGGGCUGGCAGCCUUCCGUCCCGCCCGCCUCUCCGCGAGCCGCCUCUCCUCGCGUCGCGGAAUCCCUGCCCUUGGCACUACUUACACUUUCCCGGCCCCCACGAGUCCUUAGCGCCCUCCUGCUUCAAAGCCAAGCUCCACCGAAGGCGAGGCAGUUCGACCCCGGACAUGGCCUCCACGUUGGACCGCAGCCCUGGCGCGGGCACCGGGCACCGCACCUACACCUACACCAGCAGGCCCCGGGCGGUGCCCUGCCAGCGCCGCCGUUACCGGGACAUCCUGUUGCAGCCAGAAGACGAGCCUUUGCAUUAUGGGAACAUCAUGUACGACAGAAGGGUGGUCCGAGGCAACACAUAUGCACUACCCAUAGGGCAGCUGCCUGGGCAGCCGGAUCCAUUAGAACUUCAGAGACAGCAGCAGGCUAAGAGGAGAGCUCUCGCCAGAAAACGAGCCCAACAGCAGCUCCGACCACGGACACCAGAGCCCGUGGAGGGCAGAAAGCAUGUGGAUGUGCAGACAGAAUUAUACCUUGAAGAAAUUGCUGACCGUGUAAUAGAAGUUGAUAUGGAAUGCCAGACAGAUGCAUUUUUGGACAGACCACCAACACCACUUUUUAUUCCUGCCAAAACUGGCAAAGAUGUGGCUACCCAAAUACUAGAAGGAGAGCUCUUUGACUUUGAUCUUGAAGUUAAACCAAUGUUAGAAGUCUUGGUGGGGAAAACAAUUGAGCAGUCCCUUCUGGAAGUGAUGGAAGAAGAAGAGUUGGCCACCCUACGGUCCAAUCAAUAUGCAUAUGAGGAAAUCCGGAACAUUGAGCUGGCUGAAGUUCAGCGACUGGAAGAACAAGAGAGACGACACAGAGAAGAAAAGGAACGCCGUAAGCAGCAGCAAUGGGACAUAGUGCACAAGCACAAUGAGACGGCCCUGAAGAUCUCCGCCCGGGCAUUUGCACAGCGUUACCUGGCAGACCUUCUCCCGUCCGUUUUUGACAGUCUCAGAGACAGUGGCUACUUUUAUGACCCUAUUGAAAGAGAUAUUGAGGUAGGAUUUCUUCCAUGGCUGAUGAAUGAAGUUGAAAAAACCAUGGAAUUCAACAUGGUGGGAAGAACAGUGCUUGACAUGUUGAUUCGUGAAGUGGUUGAAAAGAGGCUGAAUGCUUAUGAGCAUAAGGAGGACCAAGACCUGUCUCUGAUACCAGAGGAUGGGUUUGGAGGUCCUGGAGCAAUGAGAGAUUCCCCAGUGGGCUUUGAGUCCUUCGAGCCAAGUGCAUCACUGAACCAGAGACCAAUUUUAGACAGAGACUACGCACAAAGAGUGCCAGUACCCCAAGAAAGGAAGUUCCCGGAAGAAGGCGAGCUCUCGGGGCAGGAUGAACAAGGAGAAAUCAGGGAGUCCUUAGGGAAGGAAGGACCAGGGGAGGCUUGGGAGCCAUGA
This is a messenger RNA of Castor canadensis (American beaver), 1641 nucleotides long. RefSeq names its product radial spoke head 3 (gene Rsph3). Gene Ontology annotation, cellular component: cilium. The record is from RefSeq and is a predicted model, not a curated record. NCBI's taxonomy places the organism in Eukaryota, Metazoa, Chordata, Mammalia, Rodentia, Castoridae.